Penicillium alfredii is the source of this 1554-nucleotide messenger RNA. Its product is annotated as aminotransferase-like domain-containing protein. Gene Ontology annotation, biological process: L-tyrosine biosynthetic process; aromatic amino acid catabolic process. Lineage: Eukaryota; Fungi; Ascomycota; Eurotiomycetes; Eurotiales; Aspergillaceae. The coding region runs from base 1 to 1554 and encodes 517 amino acids. Gene Ontology annotation, molecular function: aromatic-amino-acid:2-oxoglutarate transaminase activity; pyridoxal phosphate binding; L-2-aminoadipate:2-oxoglutarate transaminase activity. The record is from RefSeq and is a predicted model, not a curated record. The transcript has 3 exons.
AUGAACCAUCCUGCAGCUCUGUCAAAUGGCACAACGGUCUCCGAAAAGCGAAAGCUAUUGAGCAACAUUCGCGAGAGAAGAGCCAAAGCUGGCAAACUCGUGGCAGGUGUAGCUGCAGCAUGCACCAGUGACACAUUCAAAGCUCCAGUGAGUCAGUCGCGACCGCCGUGUAUCCUCAAACAGGCCACCCGCCAUCUAAAGAAUCCGGGCCUUGUCUCCCUCGGAGGUGGACUCCCGUCCAGCGAAUACUUCCCCUUCUACGAGUGCACAUUCCGCGUGCCUAUACCACCGCAUUUCUCCGAGUCUGACGCCAUUUCGCCUGAUUCCGCGACGGGCCAGACAAUCACCAUUGGCAAAUACGAUGUCCAAGCGGGAAUCUCUGAAUGCGACCUCUCUAUCUCUCUCAACUAUGGCCAGGCAACGGGUUCUCCCCCGCUGAUCCGGUUCAUCACCGAGCAUACAGAACUGGUCUACAACCCGCCCUAUGCGGACUGGCAGGUCUGUCCAACAGUCGGAAGCACCGGGGCUUUGGAGCAGACUAUUCGCAUGUUUUGCGACCGCGAGAGGGGCGACUCCAUCCUCACGGAGGAAUACAGCUUUUCUACUGCUCUCGAGACCCUCGUGCCCCAGGGCAUCAAGCCCUUCGGUAUCCAAAUGGAUGAUCAAGGUCCUAUUCCUGAGAGUUUGGACGAGAUGCUCAGUUCCUGGGAUGAAAAGGCUCGCGAAGCCCGAAAGCCCCAUCUUCUGUACACUGUCCCGUCGGGGCAGAACCCGACAGGCGUGACCCAAAGCUUGGAACGUCGUCGUUGCAUCUAUGCACUGUGCCAGAAACACGACAUGUACAUUGUCGAGGAUGAGCCCUACUACUUUCUUCAAAUGCCUCCGUACCAAGCCAAGCAGGGAUCUGACCAGCAAGCGCCCGAGGACAUCGAAUCAUUCUUGGCGGGGCUUAUCCCCUCAUAUCUAACUCUUGAUGUCGACGGUCGAGUGCUGCGGAUGGAUUCCUUUUCCAAAGUCCUCGUCCCAGGAUCCCGAGUGGGCUGGAUCACCGCGAGCGCGCAGGUAGUGGAGCGAUUCAUUCGACAUGCCGAGGUAGCAAACCAAGGCCCGAGCGGAAUCUCCCAGAUCAUGCUCUGGAAGCUACUUGACGAAACCUGGGGCCAUGAGGGAUACUUGACGUGGCUGAUCGAUCUGAAAAAUAACUAUACCAAAAGAAGAGAUGCGCUGCUUGCCGCCUGCGACGAAUUCUUGCCCAAGACUGUGGUUAGCUGGACGCCGCCCACGACGGGGAUGUUUCUUUGGCUCAAAUUGGACUACUCACAGCACCCCGAAUACCCCAGCCGCCCCAUUGAGGAUAUCGAGGGAGAGAUCUUCGAGCAGGCUGUUCAAAAUGGCGUUCUCUGUGCACGUGGCUCUUGGUUCCGUACCGAACCUAGCACGCCCGCCAGCGGUAUGUUCUUUCGUGCGACAUUUGCAAGUGCCAGCGCAAAGGCCAUGGGUAUUGCUAUUCAGCGACUGAGCCAGGCGAUUCGCGAGUCUUAUAGAAUCGAGUGA